Molecule: messenger RNA, 549 nt
Organism: Pelobates cultripes (western spadefoot toad)
Lineage: Eukaryota; Metazoa; Chordata; Amphibia; Anura; Pelobatidae
Source: the annotation of a GenBank genome assembly
AUGAGAUGGCGACCCAGACGGAUCAACUCAGGUGCAAAGCCUACCAACUGUGCUUCCCCAAAGAUGCCCCCUGCCAAAACAGUACAUCUAUGGCACUUCCAGGCCACACACGGCCCAGGCCUUUAUGAGAAGAAGGGCCCUCCGGAACCACAGAGAACUCACCCUUAUGCAGCAAAGAGAGCGGGUGGAAGACGGAGAGGGCAGGCGACAACAAUAUACGGAAUCCACAGAGACCCAGACAAACUUGCCUACACCAUGCAUGGUAUGUCAGUCCACGCCAACUCAAGAUGCACAGUUAUCCACCAACAAAAGGGUAAAUGCUUGCCCCGGAGUCACCCGCCAAAAUCCGCAACUGUACCAGUGGCAGAAGCUCCAUCCUGGCGGAAAAACAUACACCGCACUUCCCACAAGCUCAAGACAGCGCAGAAGCACACACCCACGGUGAAGGCUCCAACAUGGGACACACAAGCAGCGAAGCCCAACGAAACUAUCAGUGGCACGGAGGCGGAAACCGACGUGGAGCAAGCCAAAGCCCUGCACCAAGCCUGA